Molecule: messenger RNA, 1280 nt
Organism: Monomorium pharaonis (pharaoh ant)
Lineage: Eukaryota; Metazoa; Arthropoda; Insecta; Hymenoptera; Formicidae
Gene: Ttd14
Product: TRPL translocation defect protein 14
Biological process (GO): photoreceptor cell maintenance
Molecular function (GO): GTP binding; phosphatidic acid binding; phosphatidylinositol binding
Source: RefSeq, a predicted model, not a curated record
CAUUCAAAUUUCAGGAAAAUCUUUUGCGCACGAUGAUACAAAUCGAGAACACGUUCUUUCAACUGGGUGAAAGUUGUUCGCGGAAUUGCUUGAUUAUCUGUGAUCGUGGUGCGAUGGACGCCUCCGCCUUCAUUUCGAAGGAUAAGUGGGAGCUCAUGAUGGCCUCGAACGGAUGGAAUAAUGUCGAACUAAGGGACAACAGGUACAACCAGAUCAUCCACAUGGUUUCGGCCGCGAACGGUGCUGAGGAAUUCUACUCCACGGAGGAGCACGCGUGUCGCUCCGAGGGUGUCGGACUCGCUCGCGACCUCGACUACAAGGCCGCGGCCGCCUGGGUUGGCCACCCGUACUUCGACGUUAUCGACAACUCGCAGGAUUUUGAGACGAAAAUCUGCCGGAUGAUCGAGUGCGUGUGCCAGAAACUGGGCAUCGACACCGGCGACCGGUUGCGCUCGAGCAGCCGCAAGGUCAAGUUCCUUGUGAAGGCGCCGCUGCCGGCGGACAUCCAGUUCCCGGCUUUCCAGGACUUCGACGUCGUGCAUAAUUACCUCCAGAGCAAUAAUCCUAAGAUGCAGGCUCGUCUACGCAAGCGCGGCCAGAAAGGUCACUGGUCAUACAUUCAUACGCUUCGCCGGCCGAAAAUGUGCGGCCAAGUAAUCGAGGUGAAGACCCAAUUGACGCACCGAGAUUACCUGAAUAUGUUGGCCCAGCGCGAUGACUCGCAUUUCACUAUCUUCAAACGUCGCCGUUGCUUCCUCAUCAAUAAUCAGUAUUAUCAGUUAGACAUAUACAGAGAACCGGCGCAUCCCAGAUGUCGGGGAUUGAUGUUACUCGAGACGUACACGGCAAAGGCGGGCGACGAGCUGAAAAAUAUCUUGCCUCAUUUCCUGAAGAUCGAAAAAGAGGUCACCGGCAACCCGGAUUAUAGCAUGUUUAACCUUAGCUUGCGCGAAGAAUGGAACAGCACCAAUAAAUACUGUCAUGGCAUCGUGCAGUCGCCAGAGAGUCAAGGUAUUCCGAUUUUGAAGAGUAUAACGACCGAAAUACAAAGCAACGGACUCGACAAAGCUAGCGGUGCAUUGGAUUCGAUGAACCGUCAACAGGCGAUCGUCAGCAAAAGCGUUAAUGGCGGUCUCACGAAUGGUAAGGCGACGUUCGCCGAGCGAUGUAAUAUAAACGGCAACGAUCAACAGCCGGAAAUUCGCAAUGGUGAUUCAACCAUGAAGCCAGAGGGUCUGCGGCAAUUGAAGAUUGCUAAACCGCAGAAGAACGGAUUCUAA